AUGACAUUCAAUCGAAAACGGAAUCCCGAAAUGACGAAAUCGAUCCGGGAGAUGAUUUGGCGUGGCCGAAUUUGCAUUGGUGAGGACCAGUCGGGUGCCUGCUGCUCACAGCUCAACAUGAUACAAGAUUACCACAUUGUAUCGGUUGGCUAUAGCAAAUGUGGCAUCGAGAAGAAUUUCUUUGCUGGCGGUUUUAAUUUCAUUGCUAAGGUUCGUUUCUGGGGUGUUGCAAAUAUAAACGAGCAGUUCGAGGUGCAGUGCGCAGUACCGUUCGUAGAGUCACACGUUAAGGCAAAGAUGGUAGCUUCUCGUAAGCCGAUCAGGAUAUCAUCAGUGGAUUUCGUCAAUGCUCAGCAUUCACUAAUACCGCCGUCGCAGGAGCCUGUUUCGAUACGAUUUGCCGAGCAGUGCGAAGCGCGAGCAGUAACGUUUAUCACGGUCAAUAUCUGCCAUCAGAAAACCUGGUUAACUGGAUGA
Gongylonema pulchrum is the source of this 477-nucleotide messenger RNA. The record is from the annotation of a GenBank genome assembly. NCBI's taxonomy places the organism in Eukaryota, Metazoa, Nematoda, Chromadorea, Rhabditida, Gongylonematidae.